AUUCUCCAUCUUCAUCAAUGGCGGCAAAAAUUCCAACUUUUUCACCAUUUUCACUGAACACAAAAACCAAAAGCUCAAAAUCCAAAUUGCAUGUUAACAAACUCACCAUCAUAGCCUCCAAAUCUACUCACCCGUCCAUCGCCGGCAGGAAGCUCCGCGCGGCGGUGAUCGGUGGCGGCCCAGCCGGAUCCUCCACCGCGGAGGCCCUGGCAGCUGGAGGCGUCGAGACAUUUCUCUUCGAGCGCAACCCGCCGUCCGCGGCCAAACCCUGCGGCGGCGCAAUCCCUCUCUGCAUGCUCGACGAGUUCUCCAUCCCUCUCCACCUGGUCGACCGCCACGUCACACGCAUGCGCAUCUUCUCUCCUUCCAACAUCGCCGUCGAUUUCGGCAAAACCCUAAAAUCCAACGAGUUCAUCGCCAUGCUCCGCCGCGAGGUCCUCGACUCUUUCCUCCGUUCACGCGCCGCAUCCGCCGGUGCCACCGUCAUCUCCGCCCUCGUCACGGCCGUCGACCUACCUCCAUCGCCGACCGCUCCCUACACCAUACACUACACCGUACAGAACACCUACCGGCGGAGGCUUGCCGUCGACGUCGUGAUCGGCGCCGACGGAGCAAACAGCCGCGUCGCAAAAUCAAUCGGCGCCGGGGACUACACCUGCGCAAUCGCGUUCCAGGAGAGGAUCAGAUUGCCGGACGAGAAAAUGGCGCAUUAUGAAAAUCUCGCCGAGAUGUACGUAGGCAACGACGUAUCUCCCGAUUUCUACGGUUGGGUGUUUCCCAAAUGUGACCACGUGGCAGUGGGCACUGGUACUGUGCGCUCGAAGCAGGGUAUUAAGUUGCUCCAGAGAGGGAUCAGGGAUAGAGUCCGUGACAAGAUCAACGGUGGAAAAUUGAUCAAGGUAGAGGCGCACCCUAUUCCAGAGCACCCACGUCCAGUGAGAGUCAGAGGACGCGUGGCACUCGUUGGUGACGCAGCAGGCUACGUCACCAAGUGUUCCGGCGAAGGAAUAUACUUCGCCGCGAAAUCGGGCCGAGUUUGCGGAAACGCCGUGGUUAAGGCAUCAGAGGGGGGUCUUAAAAUGAUCGACGAACAUGAUCUAAGAAGGGAGUAUCUGAAAAUUUGGGAUGGGGAAUAUACUAGUAUGUUCCGGUUUUUGGAUCUGUUGCAGAGGGUUUUCUACGGUAGUAACGCUGCUAAGGAGGCAUUGGUGGAGCUUUGUGGGGAUGAGUAUGUUCAAAGAAUGACUUUUGAGAGUUACUUGUAUAAGAAGUUAGCUAAAGGGAGAGUUUUGGAUGAUGCUAAGAUGGUUAUGAACACUAUUGGGAGUUUGGUGAAGUGUAACAUUUUAGGGAGAAAAAUGGAAGGUUUGAUAAUUUAGAUGAUGAUAACCAUGUAACAACUUUGGUUUUGUUUCAUGAAUCUCUUUGUUAGUAUUUUAUCUAUAUCUUCUUGAUUUUUGGGAA
Messenger RNA from Arachis duranensis, 1464 nucleotides. RefSeq names its product geranylgeranyl diphosphate reductase, chloroplastic. The record is from RefSeq and is a predicted model, not a curated record. Gene Ontology annotation, biological process: chlorophyll biosynthetic process; photosynthesis. NCBI's taxonomy places the organism in Eukaryota, Viridiplantae, Streptophyta, Magnoliopsida, Fabales, Fabaceae. Gene Ontology annotation, cellular component: chloroplast thylakoid membrane. The coding region runs from base 18 to 1379 and encodes 453 amino acids. The transcript has a single exon. Gene Ontology annotation, molecular function: oxidoreductase activity, acting on the CH-CH group of donors, NAD or NADP as acceptor; FAD binding.